Molecule: messenger RNA, 823 nt
Organism: Equus caballus (horse)
Lineage: Eukaryota; Metazoa; Chordata; Mammalia; Perissodactyla; Equidae
Gene: C10H19orf73
Product: chromosome 10 C19orf73 homolog
Source: RefSeq, a predicted model, not a curated record
UCCCUCCCCCCCCGCGCGGCUCCCGGGCGGUCGUGGCCCCUUUAACAGGAGGCUGACAGACGGCCCUGAGUGGCCAAUGGGAAGCGGCGUCGGCGCCGGCCGGCGGCUAAACCCCGCCUCCGCGCGGGCCGGGAGGGGUCGCGCGGGCGGAGAGCGGGAGGCGGGGCUCAAGGCGCGACGGCCAAUAGGCGCGCGGCGUGCGGCGGCUGGGGCGGGAGGCGGAGCCUGGCAGGGGGAUGAUGUCACCUGGAGCGAGUGGCGCUCGGCGUGGAACGCGAGUCGCGACCCUGGAUCCCGGCGGUGGCGCACACUGGCCCUGGCGCCGCACGGGACGGGAGGGCUGGGCCGGCGGCGAGAUGAGAGGAAAGGUUGGAUUUUAAGGCGGGGGCGGCUCCCGGAGAUGCGCGCUCGGGUUGGAAGGUGGGAUGAGCGCCGGGUCGGCGAGUGCACCUUAUUCUGCACCCCUGCGCCCGCCUGGGGAACUGCACGCGGCGCCCCCACCCCCGCCUCCCCCGCAGACGAUAGUACGGCCUGCAGGGCUCCCCCGGCGGACGAGGCUAAUGGUUCGCUCCGCCCCGCCCACACAGAGGCCGCCCACUGGCUCCUGCAGCGUUUCGGGACUCCACCAUCCCACCCUAGGGAGGAAGGGGCUUGGCCUCCGCCCUCAGACUCUCUUAAGGGUAGGGCGCGUUGUUUUCAGUUCUGACUCUGCACGCAGACCCAGACCGGGUUCCAGUCUCUGGCCUUGGACUUGUCCCUAGCAAGCCCGCCAGCCUCCGCCUUCAGACGUAGGGAAGAGUGUGCAACUCUGCUCCCAGACUCU